Messenger RNA from Penicillium daleae, 492 nucleotides. RefSeq lists its product as uncharacterized. The record is from RefSeq and is a predicted model, not a curated record. The transcript has a single exon. Gene Ontology annotation, biological process: regulation of transcription by RNA polymerase II. Gene Ontology annotation, cellular component: nucleus. NCBI's taxonomy places the organism in Eukaryota, Fungi, Ascomycota, Eurotiomycetes, Eurotiales, Aspergillaceae. The coding region runs from base 1 to 492 and encodes 163 amino acids.
AUGGAUAAACACGAUCGGCCUUAUAAGUGCUACGAACCUGGUUGCGACAAGAUUCAGGGCUUUACCUACUCUGGUGGCCUCUUACGCCACCAGCGUGAGGUCCACAAGAAGAACGACACCAAGCCCUUGAUGUGUCCAUAUGCCGAUUGCAACCGCAGCACCGGCAACGGAUUCACGCGCCAGGAAAAUCUUCGAGAGCACUUGCGCCGUCGCCACAUGCACACGGAGGUGGUUCUAACAGCCUCCCCUCCUGUGGACGCUAGUCUCAAGCGCAAACACGAUUCACCCAACGGCGAGCUUCCGGAUUCCCAAGAGAGUGGCGGCGGUCUCCACAACGAAGUCAAGCGACUGCGUCGCGAGUCCCAGGAGAAGGAUCACCGCCUGGAGCAGCUAGAGCGCAUCAUUACCCAUCUCCAGCAAGCCAUCAGUCAGCCGCUCGUGCGCAAAGACGAUCCUCAGCUUACCCAGGCGAGGCACACUUCUGCGCCCUAG